Aspergillus glaucus CBS 516.65 is the source of this 786-nucleotide messenger RNA. RefSeq lists its product as uncharacterized. Bases 170 to 568 code for a protein of 132 amino acids. NCBI's taxonomy places the organism in Eukaryota, Fungi, Ascomycota, Eurotiomycetes, Eurotiales, Aspergillaceae. The transcript has 2 exons. The record is from RefSeq and is a predicted model, not a curated record.
CGAUAUCCCUGUUCCGGAAGUCUAUCUAGAUACAUACACCGCCAGUGAGGGCCGACUUGCGAUGAGUGUCGUUCCUGGUACUCCACUGAAAGACGUGUAGGAUAGUCUGGAUGAUAAGAAAAAGAGGGACGUCUGUAUUGAGACCUGGGCUAUUAUUGCAAAACUACGAAUGAUUCAAAAGCCUCCCGAGUUGCAACAUCACUUCCUCUAUCUUUCUGAUGGCUCGCCCUGUAUCCAGGACCCACUGGUAGCAGGCUGUAACUGUGCAAGCCCUCCUCAUGAUCCCUUUCUCAAUGAUGACGCUGUUCGCGCUCGUAUCUACGAGUGCUACUACGAGUCAAACAGUCGAAGAUAUGAAAAGGAGCUACCGGACAUGCUUCCCCGCUCUGAGGUCUCGGUUUUCUCACACGCAGAUAUCGGGCCAUAUAAUAUCAUGUUUGAUGAGAAGGCGUUGAAUAUCACUGGUCUUAUCGACUGGGAAAGAGCCGGGUGGUAUUCGGAUUACUGGGGGUAUUCUAAUAUCAUGAGACCUAUGGUGUACAGGACUGGUAGAAAUGGAUGGAUAUGACAUCUCCGGGGAAACGGGAUUUGUAUGGGAUUAAUGCGGCAAGUGGUGUUCGUCUUCAGAAAUCUAUGUAUCAGACCUACACGAUGGGCGACUACACAGUCAAGCGUAUUGGCCUGCGCGAAUUAGCCAUGAAUAACGACAUCCCCCCAACACACCCACGAACAUGAAUCCCAACCUGGGAACCAUACACAGCCUCAGAGCACCCUCAGUCUGCCCGA